Diabrotica balteata is the source of this 918-nucleotide messenger RNA. NCBI's taxonomy places the organism in Eukaryota, Metazoa, Arthropoda, Insecta, Coleoptera, Chrysomelidae. The record is from the annotation of a GenBank genome assembly.
AUCGAAUCCAAGCAAAAUAAAAAAGUUAGUCUAAAUCACGUCUAGUCUAAUAAUGUUUGAAGUUAUCGAUAAAGUUGCCCUAAUUACAGGAGGUGCCUCAGGCAUAGGGCUCUGUUAUGCUAAGGAGCUCUUACGAAAUGGGCUAAAGGGAGUUACAAUAUCAGACAUUGAUGUGAAAAUGGGAGAACAAGCUGUAGAGGAACUUAAUAAGGAGUUUGGUGCGGGAAAAGCUAUUUUUGUUAAAACUGACGUGACUAAUAAGGAUAAUUUUGAGGCUGCGUUUAUUCAAACUGUAGAUGUUUUUAAAAGUGUUGACAUACUUGUUAAUAACGCUGGAAUCUAUAACGAUAGAAAUUGGGAGAAAGAAGUGGAAGUAAAUAUUAGAGGAACUAUAAACGGAAUAAUCUUGGGUUUAGAAACAUAUUUAAAAAAAUUUAAACAAGGCGAUGAAGCCGUUAUUAUCAAUACAGCUUCGGUUGCUGGUAUACGGCCAGGUGCUUGGAUGCCCAUUUACGGCAGUACUAAGUUUGCAAUAGUGGGUAUGACUCAGUGCUGGGGAGAUCCUUUUCACUUCCAAAGAACUGGUGUUAGGGUGGUUGCCGUAUGUCCCGGAGGAACUCACACGCCGUUGUUUGAUGCGGAAAACUAUUCUUUACUGCCUGAAUACAUGAACUCACAAAGUCUGGCUCCGGAGAAAAGUGGUGUAAAACAUAGACAAAGUCCGGAAUUCGUCGCAAAAGAGGCCGUUAAAAUAAUAAAGUAUGCGAGUAAUGGAACCUUAUGGGUUGUAGAAUAUAGUGAACCUGCCUAUCAAUACAUAUUUCCCGAAAGAGACACUUUUAAAAACAAUAAAAUUGUGGAAAAAUAACAUAAUUUAUUUUUCAUUGUUAACAGAGAGAUUGUAAUUAAAUAAAUAUU